GACAUUUUUAUAUAGUUUUAUACUGUUUUGUAAAGUAGGUAAAACACUGAGAAAAUUGUCAUCAACUAUGGAUCCUUGCAUGUAAAAUCAAAGGACAAAAGUCAGGUGGCCGGCUAGUAGUGUUGCAGGUCUCCUCCUCCAUGUUGCACAACUACCAUCUUCUUCACUCUCCUGUAUUAAAAACACACUCCAAAUCUAUAUUUGAAUACAUGAAGUAUGCAUGAUUGUUGAUACAGGGCUUCAUUCCAGAAGAAAAAGAAAAAAUGUCUUCCAGUUGCACCUCCAAUAAAUAUCCUGCAGCAUGUGGGGCUUGAAAAGUACUUCCACAAACAAAUUAGCAGAAAAGCAAAAAGACAGCACGGCAGCUGCGGCGUCCAAUCAUCGUACAGAAUCAAUGUAGCGUCAUAAACGUGCAUUGCAGUGGGUGUAAAGGAGGAGAUUUGAACUUUGAGUCUGCAGAAACAGAAGCAGCUGAGAGUUUUAGUGACACCAGGGUGAGGAACUUUGGUUGUCUGUCUGCCUGCCCGUCUCGGGACUGGACACCAUGUCUUUUAUCCUGAUGAAGAAGAAGAGGUUUAAGUUUAAAGUGGACUUUGAUCUGGAGGAGUUGUCGUCGGUUCCGUUCGUAAACGGAGUUUUGUUCUGCAAAGUUCGACUGUUGGACGGGGGCUUCGCGGAGGAGUCCACUCGGGAACCAGUCCAGGCCAACUGUGUCUUCUGGAGGAAGAGAUUCACGUUCAUGUGUAAGAUGAGUGCUAAUGCUGGGACAGGUGUACUGGACCCCUGUGUGUGCCGGGUGUCUGUGCGCAAGGAAUUAAAAGGAGGGAAAGCUUUUGCAAAGCUGGGCUUUGCUGACUUAAACCUAUCAGAGUUUGCCGGCUCUGGCAACAUGACUCGGCGGUGUCUCCUGGAGGGUUAUGACACCAAAAACACCAGACAGGACAACUCAAUUCUCAAGGUUGUCAUUAGCACACAACUAAUGUCUGGAGAUCCCUGUUUUAAAACGCCUCCAUCUACAGCCAUGACUUUAGGAAUUCCACAAGCCGAAUCAGGGUGUCUGCUAGAGGAUAGAAAGGGAAGCAACAUGCACAUAUUGCAUCUAGUCACUGAGACUCCAAAGAAAUCCGUUUCAGUGCCAGAGGAACUGGUGGUUUAUGGUCACUCUAGAACGUCCAGCUAUGCAAGUCAGAAAUCAAAGAUCUCAGGUUACAGCUCCAAUCACUCCAGUUUAACUGACCUCAGCCAUCGGAGGAGCGCCUCAGGAGGCUCUGUCUCCACAGGCAUAGGCAGCAUCCCUGAACCCAGUGAUCAGCAGAUAGACAAAGGAGAAAGGUCCACUCCACCUGUCUCCUCAAACUGUCCACAUACAACUGGGAACCAAACAUCCCCUGUCAGGCCUCCCAGACAUCAUCUGAAACAGAACUCUAUGGAAAAUCAGCUGAAAAGAGUCGACGCCACCAGGGUGGAUGCAGAUGACAUAAUAGAGAAAAUCCUGCAGAGCCAAGAUUUCAGUCACAGCAUUUUAGACUCCAGUGCUGAGGAAGAGGGACUCAGUUUGUUUGUUGGUCCUGGUGGGAGUACAGCCUUGGGAAGCCAGAACACGAGAUCUACAGCUGCAGCCUUUGAGCAGGUGGUGAUCAAGCGCUAGACUAUGGCAAGCAUUUGGCUGUUUGACAGAGUGCAGUAUUACACUGAUUGGAGGACACCAGGCUUAAGUAGUGGAGAAGGCACACCCUGGAGGCCUCACUGUAUCUGGCUCACCACUCCUGUGUAGCAGCAGUGCCUUCUACUGUUCACUCUUCAGAACUAGAGCUUAUUAAUCUGCAACAAGUGUGAUCAAAGUAAUGCAGUGGACGUUAAAAACAUUGACAAAUA
Messenger RNA from Cynoglossus semilaevis (tongue sole), 1875 nucleotides. RefSeq names its product protein FAM102B-like. Lineage: Eukaryota; Metazoa; Chordata; Actinopteri; Pleuronectiformes; Cynoglossidae. The coding region runs from base 545 to 1648 and encodes 367 amino acids. The transcript has 12 exons. The record is from RefSeq and is a predicted model, not a curated record.